AUGUUAGUUUCGAGAGCCAGCGUGCGCCAUAGCAGAAAGCUGAGCCGUCAUCUGGCUACCACGUUGGGCCAGAUCAAGGCUCCAGCCGGGUUCGAGUCCAGAACUCCCCCAUACGAAAAAUUAAUCGAUAAAUUAUUCAAGGUCAAACACAUUCUGAACAACCAGCCGCUCACCCUGGCAGAAAAAAUCCUGUACGCGCACCUGGUCGAGCCAGAAGAGCUUUCUGGAUCGGCUUCGUCCAGGGACAUCCGUGGAAACAAGUACUUGAAGCUGAACCCAGAUAGAGUCGCCAUGCAGGACGCAUCUGCUCAGAUGGCGCUUCUGCAGUUCAUGACCUGUGGCAUGGCGUCCACCGCCGUCCCUGCGUCCAUCCACUGCGACCACUUGAUCGUGGGCAAGGAGGGAGCCGACGUCGAUCUCAAGUCUGCCAUUGCUACCAACCAGGAAGUUUUCGACUUUUUGCAGAGCUGUGGUGAAAAAUACGGUAUUCAGUUCUGGGGGCCAGGAUCCGGUAUCAUCCACCAGAUCGUGCUGGAGAACUUUUCUGUUCCCGGUCUGAUGAUGCUUGGAACCGACUCGCACACGCCAAAUGCUGGUGGCCUGGGAGCCAUUGCCAUUGGUGUUGGAGGAGCCGACGCCGUGGACGCUCUGACGGGAACUCCAUGGGAGCUGAAGGCCCCAAAGGUGCUGGGUGUCAAGCUGACAGGAAGAAUGAACGGCUGGACCUCGCCAAAGGACGUUAUCACCCACUUGGCCGGCAUACUGACUGUUAGAGGAGGAACAGGUUACAUUGUUGAAUAUUUUGGCGAAGGUGUCGAAAGCUUGAGCUGUACCGGCAUGGCCACCAUUUGCAACAUGGGUGCUGAGAUCGGAGCCACCACGUCGACCUUCCCAAUGCAGGAGGCCCAUGUCAGGUACCUGUAUGCCACGAACAGAGGCCCAAUCGCAGAUCUGGCGAAGUCUGUCAACCAGAACUACCAGUACAUGACGGCCGACCCAGGCUGUGAAUACGACCAAAUAAUCGAGAUCGACCUCAGCACGCUGGAGCCUAGCGUGAACGGGCCGUUCACUCCAGAUCUGUCCACGCCGAUCUCAAAGCUCAAGGAGACCACCAAGGAGAACGAGUGGCCAGAGAACAUCACUGCCGGCCUGAUUGGCUCGUGCACCAACUCGUCGUACCAGGACAUGUCUCGUGCUGCCUCGAUCAUCAGACAGGCGGCGAAGGCCGGCUUGAAGCCUAAGAUCCCGUUUUUUGUGACGCCUGGGUCUGAGCAGAUCCGUGCUACCAUCGAGAGAGACGGGCUAAUUAGCACUUUCGAGGAGAACGGCGCAAUUGUGCUGGCGAACGCGUGCGGUCCAUGUAUUGGCCAAUGGGACAGAGGAGAGACUGCUCCGAAAGACACCAAUGUGAUCUUCACCUCUUUCAACAGAAACUUCCGUGCGAGAAACGACGGCAACAGAAACACCAUGAAUUUCCUCACGUCGCCGGAUAUUGUUACGGCCAUGAUCUAUUCCGGAGACAUGAACUUCAACCCUAUGAAGGACAGCAUCCAGCUCGAGAACGGCGAGACGUUCAAAUUUGCUCCUCCUCACGGAGAAGAGCUCCCGUCCGAGGGAUUUGUCGCUGGAAGAAAAGAGUUCUAUCCUCCAUUGGAGCCUAAGCCUAGACCAGAGGUGGCGGUCAACGUUUCGCCCGAAUCCGACAGACUACAGCUUCUGGAACCGUUCGAGCCGUGGGACGGCAGAGAACUGCAGACUCGAGUGCUGAUCAAGGUGGAAGGCAAGUGCACGACGGAUCACAUCUCUGCCGCUGGUGUGUGGCUCAAGUACAAGGGCCAUCUGGAAAAUAUCUCGUACAACACUCUGAUCGGCGCCCAGAACAAGGAGACGGGCGAGGUGAACGUUGCAUACGACUUCGACGGCAAGCCGUUCGGCAUUCCAGAGCUCAUGAUGAAGUGGAAGGCCGAGAACGUGCCGUGGUGUGUGGUUGCAGAGCACAACUACGGAGAAGGGUCUGCCAGAGAGCACGCUGCACUGUCUCCGCGAUUCCUUGGCGGAAAGAUCAUUUUGGUCAAGUCGUUUGCGAGAAUCCACGAGACCAACCUUAAAAAACAGGGCAUGCUGCCGUUGACGUUUGCCGACGAGAACGACUACGACAGAAUCGGCUCGACCGACCUGCUCACCACCGUCGGCCUGCCUGACCUGGUCUCCAAGGGCGGCAACAACGGCGGCAUUUUGAAGGUCAAGGUGACAAAACGCAACGGCGAGGAGUUUGUGAUCGACUGCAAGCACACCAUGAGUGAGGACCAGGUGGAAUUCUUCAAGGCUGGCUCUGCUAUUAAUUACAUCGGUGAGCAAAAAAAACUGAACUAA
Molecule: messenger RNA, 2373 nt
Organism: Ogataea angusta
Lineage: Eukaryota; Fungi; Ascomycota; Pichiomycetes; Pichiales; Pichiaceae
Exons: 1
Coding region: 1-2373 (790 amino acids)
Biological process (GO): tricarboxylic acid cycle
Cellular component (GO): mitochondrion; cytosol
Molecular function (GO): 4 iron, 4 sulfur cluster binding; aconitate hydratase activity
Source: RefSeq, a predicted model, not a curated record